CGGGUGUUCCAAUCCCCUCCAUAUCAUGUGAUUCAGGUGUUCCAAUCCCCUCCAUAUCAUGUGAUUCAGGUGUUCCAAUCCCCUCCAUAUCAUGUGAUUCAGGUGUUCCAAUCCCCUCCUAAUCAUGUGAUUCAGGUGUUCAAAUCCCCUCCCAAUCAUGUGAUUCAGGUGUUCCAAUCCCCUCCCAAUCAUGUGAUUCAGGUGUUCCAAUCCCCUCCAUAUCAUGUGAUUCAGGUGUUCCAAUCCCCUCCCAUAGUGUUAGCUAAAGACCUCCAAUCAUUGUGUGGCAUUUUCAGAUGAGCCAAACAACCCGUAGAGAGCUUCAUGGAAUUGGGUUUUCCCAUGGC
Molecule: messenger RNA, 347 nt
Organism: Staurois parvus
Lineage: Eukaryota; Metazoa; Chordata; Amphibia; Anura; Ranidae
Source: the annotation of a GenBank genome assembly